This is a messenger RNA of Prunus armeniaca (apricot), 468 nucleotides long. NCBI's taxonomy places the organism in Eukaryota, Viridiplantae, Streptophyta, Magnoliopsida, Rosales, Rosaceae. The record is from the annotation of a GenBank genome assembly.
AUGUUGACUCAUACUGCCACAGACAUGAGAUGGCAUAAGGAAAAACGGGUAGACGACGAAGUGAUGCGGCAUCCUGCAAAUGGGGAGGCAUGGAAAGAGUUCGAUCGAACAUUCCCUGAGUUUGCUGCUGAUCCCCGAAAUGUUAGAUUGGGACUUGCCACUGACAUAUUCAAUCCGAACGGGGUUCUAAACCAACACCAUAACACUUGGCCGAUUUUCGUAUUCCCAUGUAAUUUGCUGCCUUGGAAAUGCAUGAAAAAAGAAUACAUGAUGAUGACUGUUUUGAUAACUAAGGAUCCUGGCGGGUCAAUCGAUGUUUAUUUAAGGCCGUUGGUUGAUGAGCUCAAGGAUUUAUGGACAAACGGUGUGCGUACGUACGAUAAAGCCACUGGGAAGAUGUUCACUUUGCGGGCAGCAGUGAUGUGGACUGUGAAUGAUUUUCCCGCAUAUGCAAUGGUUUCUGGGUAG